GUUUGAUUAUCUUUUCUAAAACGUAGUCUAAUUAAUAAUUCUAAGAUCUUUGUUCCAUAGAAAAAGUCAGAUAAAAAAAUUAAAAAAAAAAAAAGUACUACGAAGGAGGUUAAGAGUAAUAAUAUAGAGAUGACCGUAUAAUUUAAGUCGAUAAAGAAUAAAAAUAAAAAAAUCUAGAUUUUAAUCUUUACGAGAGUCGCCAUUUUACCAGAAAUUACCACUCAAACGGCACCGUUCACACACUGCUCAGCUGCUAUUAUGGUUCAAAAUUGAGUUUCCAUGUUGCCAGACAGUGGAUGCGUGUAGGGUUUGUUGUUUUUCCCGCGCUUAAAGCAUCAGAGAGCUAGGGUUUUUGCUUGAUUUUGAAGACUAUACGACAAAAAGAAAAUGGAAGAUAUUGAAAUGGAGGCAUCUCCCCCAAGCUAUUUCGAUCCUGAAGAUCUCACUUCAAGAGAACAAUUUCGCCGUUACGGGAAAAGGCACUCAGUUUCAAGUGUAUCACCGCAUCAAGAUGCUUCGGUUUCCAAGUUCAAGGAUGGACGGCUUUUGUACGAGGGGCAUAGUAUACAUAGUCCGACGAAUGCUGCGCUUCUUCUCGAGAGCAUUAAACAAGAGGCUGAUAGUAUUGACACUGAUCAUUUUGAAAGUACACCACCUGCUGCGACAAAGUCUGCUUCUAAAAGAAGACCGUCCAUUGAUAUUCGCGGUAUCUCUGACGGUGAUUUCGGGAUUGAUUCAAUAGGACGACUUGGAAGUGAGUCGCUUAAAGCUUGUAAGAUCGAGGAUGAAUCGCUAACAGAUAGUGGAGAGACAGUUUUUGGUUUAUUUGCGUCACUUCUUGAUUCUGCUAUUCAAGGGUUGAUGCCUAUUCCUGAUUUGAUUUUGAGAUUUGAGAAAUCAUGCCGGAAUGUUGCAGAGUCUAUCAGGUAUGGGCCCAAUGUACGCCAUCGAGUUGUAGAAGACAAAUUGAUGAGGCAGAAAGCACAACUUCUUCUUGAUGAGGCUGCUACCUGGUCUCUUUUGUGGUACCUAUAUGGGAAAGUGACAGAGGAACCACCUGAAGAGCUUAUUUUGUCACCCUCAACAUCACAUUUAGAGGCUUGUCAGUUUGUCGUGAAUGAUCAUACAGCACAGUUAUGCCUCCGAAUUGUUCAAUGGCUGGAAGGAUUAGCCUCUAAAGCCCUCGAUUUGGAAAGCAAGGUUCGUGGAUCUCAUGUUGGUACGUAUCUUCCCAAUUCUGGAAUUUGGCACCAUACUCAACGCUUUUUGAGGAAAGGUGCUUCCAGCACAAAUAUUGUUCACCACUUGGAUUUUGAUGCUCCAACACGUGAACAUGCCCAUCAGCUACCAGAUGAUAAAAAACAAGACGAGUCUCUUCUGGAGGAUGUCUGGAUUCUUUUAAGGGCAGGAAGACUGGAUGAGGCAUGCGAUCUUUGCCGCUCUGCUGGACAGCCAUGGAGAGCUGCAACUUUGUGUCCUUUUGGAGGGUUGGACCUAACUCCUUCUGUUGAAGCCCUCGUGAAGAAUGGGAAGAAUAGAACCCUUCAAGCCAUUGAAUUAGAAAGUGUCAUUGGUCACCAAUGGCGUCUAUGGAAAUGGGCUUCAUACUGUGCAUCAGAGAAAAUUGCGGAGCAAAAUGGUGGAAAAUAUGAAGUAGCUGUAUAUGCAGCACAAUGCAGUGACUUGAAGCGCAUGCUUCAAAUCUGCACAGACUGGGAGUCAGCAUGCUGGGCAAUGGCAAAGUCUUGGCUUGAUGUUCAAGUGGAUUUAGAGCUAGCUCAUUCAGAACCUGGGCGAAUGGAUCAGCUUAAAAGCUAUGGAGAUGUUAGUGAAGGGAGUCCUGGACAAAUUGAUUAUGCCGCUAACAAUUCUCUUGGACCAGAAAAUUGGCCACUGCAAGUUCUGAACCAGCAACCAAGAAACCUUUCUGCUCUUCUUCAGAAACUUCACUCAGGUGAAAUGGUCAACGAAGCUGUCAGUCGUGGGUGCAAGGAGCAGCAACGGCAAAUUGAGAUGGAUCUUAUGUUGGGUAACAUCCCAGACCUACUGGAUCUGAUCUGGUCAUGGAUAUCACCUUCAGAUGAUGAUCAAAAUGUCUUCAGGCCUCAUGGUGAUCCUCAAAUGAUCCGCUUUGGUGCUCACUUAGUGCUUGUGCUUAGGUAUUUACUUGCAGAGGAAAUGAAGGAUUCUUUUAGAGAGAAGCUUAUGAAUGUUGGCGAUCUUAUUCUACACAUGUAUGUGAUGUUUCUUUUCUCAAAGCAACAUGAGGAGUUAGUUGGAAUUUAUGCAUCUCAGCUUGCACGUCAUCGUUGUGUGGACCUUUUUGUGCACAUGAUGGAGCUGAGGCUUAAUAGCAGUGUGCACGUUAAGUACAAAAUUUUCCUUUCUGUAAUGGAAUACUUGCCAUUUUCUUCUGAGGAUGAUUCAAAAGGUAGUUUUGAAGAAAUUAUUGAGAGGAUUCUUUCAAGAUCUCGGGAAAUCAGAGUAGGAAAAUAUGAUAAGUCAUCAGAGGUUGCAGAGCAGCACCGUUUGCAGAGUCUUCAAAAAGCAAUGGCGAUCCAAUGGCUCUGCUUUACACCACCUUCCACAAUUGAAAAUGUUAAAGAUGUUAGUUUCAAACUUCUUCUGCGAGCAUUGAUGCACAGCAACAUACUGUUCAGAGAAUUUGCUUUGAUCUCUAUGUGGAGAGUGCCAGCAAUGCCAAUUGGUGCACAUGCAUUGCUUACUUUACUUGCUGAACCGUUGAAGCAGCUUUCGGAGGUUCCUGAUACACUUGAGGAUUAUGUUUCUGAGAAUCUCAAAGAGUUUCAGGACUGGAGUGAGUACUACUCCUGUGAUGCAACAUACCGCAGCUGGCUCAAAAUUGAAUUAGAGAAUGCAGUUCCGCCCCCUGAGCUAUCGCUGGAGGAAAAACAAAGAUCCAUUACAGCAGCCCAGGAAACAUUGAAUUCAUCUUUAUUGUUGCUAUUAAGGAAAGAGAACCCUUGGUUGGCUUCGGUUGAAGAUCAUGCAUAUGAAUCGGCAGCACCUCUAUUUCUUGAGCUGCAUGCUACUGCUAUGCUCUGCCACCCUUCUGGUGAAUGUAUGUGUCCAGAUGCCACCAUUUGUACAGCAUUAAUGAGUGCCCUCUACUCUUCAGUGAGCGAGGAGACAGUCUUACACCGCCAAUUGAUGGUGAAUGUUGCCAUUUCAUCAAGGGACAAUUACUGCAUUGAGGUUGUUCUUCGCUGUUUGGCGGUAGAGGGUGAUGGACUCGGGUGCCACCAAGCUAAUGAUGGUGGUAUUCUUGCUACUGUCAUGGCGGCUGGAUUUAAGGGGGAGCUUGCUCGAUUUCAAGCAGGAGUUACUAUGGAAAUAUCCAGAUUAGAUGCUUGGUACUCUAGUGCAGAGGGAUCUUUAGAAGAGCCAGCAACAUUUGUUAUACAAGGUCUUUGUCGUAAAUGUUGUCUUCCUGAAGUUAUUCUUCGAUGUAUGCAGGUUUCUGUUUCACUUAUGGAGUCGGGCAAUCCACCAGAAAACCAUGAUGAUUUGAUUGAACUUGUUGCUUGCCCAGAAACUGGGUUCCUCCAUUUGUUUAGUCAGCAACAGUUGCAGGAAUUUCUAUUGUUUGAGAGAGAAUAUUCAGUAGUCAAGAUGGAGCUUGAAGAGGAACUCUCGUCUUAACCAAUUAUACUGUGAACUUGAAGAGUGAAUGGAGCAGUAUUUAUGUAGCACAAGAUUAUUUAAAUGGCAUGUUGCACAUCCCUGGUAUGGACUUUGAUUGAUCAUCUUGGAUGCUCAUGGCUUGUUAUUCAUAUGGGCUUGAGGAGUUGUUCGGUAUAAGAGUAAAAGUGAAAUCCCACAGACACAAAAGUUUAUAUGGCUUCUAAUCAAUUCCUGAAAUCCUCUUGUCGCCCCAAUGCGAAGCAAAGUUUUACCCAGUUGCAAGUUGCUCCAGCAGCUCAUUUCCUUGGGGCGGGAUGGCAAAUGAACAGAAGAUACAUGGUGGUUCUGUACAUGUUCUCAUGUCAUGAUGAUGCAUGAGAUGAAUUACUAUUGUUCUCCAUAUUUCACUAGCUACUAUGAUGUAAGCAAGGAAAGAAAAAGGAUAUAGCUAAUAUAAUUGACUAUUUACUAUUGCAUGAAAUCUUUAAGUUGUCUAUUUACUUAAUGUAGAUGGAUAGGUGAUUAUUAUUCUACUUCUGAAAUUAAUGUUGGAGCUCUGACCAAGUGAA
Molecule: messenger RNA, 4214 nt
Organism: Ricinus communis (castor bean)
Lineage: Eukaryota; Viridiplantae; Streptophyta; Magnoliopsida; Malpighiales; Euphorbiaceae
Product: nuclear pore complex protein NUP107
Exons: 24
Coding region: 388-3663 (1091 amino acids)
Biological process (GO): post-transcriptional tethering of RNA polymerase II gene DNA at nuclear periphery; mRNA export from nucleus; protein import into nucleus
Cellular component (GO): nuclear pore; nuclear pore outer ring
Molecular function (GO): structural constituent of nuclear pore
Source: RefSeq, a predicted model, not a curated record